UCCUCUCCCCUCCUCUUUUCUCCUUUACCCAAACGCUUGCCCACCCAUCUUACGCUAGUCAUGUCCUUCCCCCUCCCGACCGCCGCUGCGCCUAAUGCGCUCGGCGUCGAGGCCAUGUUCCAGCAGAUCAUGCUUGGCAUGCAGAAAUCCCAAGAGGAGAUUUCCAGCCUGAGGCAAGAGUGUGCUGACCUCCGUACAUCCAAUGCCACCCUCGAGAAGCAGAUUCGUGACGGUCUCUAUAAUGCCCCCAAUGGCGCUCGCACCACUGGAUGGUCAACGCCUAUGCCUGGCAGCCCCCAGCUCCGCGCUAGCCGGUCUCCCUUCCUCUCUCCUCAGCACAUCCCCUCCCUCGCUGCCCCUCCCACCCCUCCCACCCUCCACGUACCCUCGCCGCUGGGUGACAAUGCAGGAGCGUCGCCGCCGCUCGGCUUCGUGAGCCGCGACAUCCCCGGCUUCUACGUCGUCAUCCCUGCCGGUGGCGCUGGUACCCGCCUCUGGCCCCUCUCGCGCGAGGACCACCCCAAGUUCCUGCUCGACCUUACCCUCAAGGGCCGUUCGCUCAUCCAGGCUACCUGGGACCGUCUCCUGCCUCUUGCUUCGCCCUCGCGCAUGACCGUCGUUGCUGGCCCUGGGCACGUCAAAGCCAUCAUGGAGCAGCUGCCCGAGAUGUUCUCGCACAACCUCUUCUGCGAGCCCGGCCCCAAGGACUCCAUGGCCGCCAUCGGCCUGGCCGCUGCCGUCCUGUCGAAGCGCGACCCCGAGGCGGUCAUCGGCAGUUUCGCGGCUGAUCACAUGAUUUCGGGCGACGAUGCGUUCCUCGGCGCGAUCGCGGAGGCCGUUGAAGUCGCCCGCUCGGACGCAGGCUACCUCGUCACAAUCGGCAUCGCGCCCUCGCACCCCUCAACCGGGUUCGGCUACAUUCGUUUAGGAGAGCGCCUGGACCUCAAGAACGCGCCGAACGCGCGGCUCGUGAGCUCGUUCAAGGAGAAGCCGGACGCGCGCACGGCGGCGGCGUACAUCGGCACGGGCAACUACCGCUGGAACGCGGGCAUGUUCGUCACCAAGGCGACGCUGCUCAUGGAGCUCCUCCGCGAGCACAAGCCCGAGAUCGCGAAGGGCCUCGAGGCGAUCGCGGACGCGUGGGGCGACGAGACGGCGCGACAGAAGGCGCUGGAUGAGAUCUGGCCGACGCUCGAGAAGAUUCCGAUCGAUAAUGCGGUCGCGGAGCCUGCAGCCGCUGAGGGCCGCGUUGCGGUCGUGCCUGCUACGUUCGGUUGGGACGACGUUGGUGACUUCUCCUCGCUCGCGGACCUCCUCCCCGCCGAGGCAUACCAGCCCAAGAUCCUCGGCGACCACCACCUCGUCCUCACUGAACAAAUGGCUGGAGGCAUCGUCGUUCCCGGCUCGGGCCGCCUCAUCACGUGUCUGGGCGUGGACGAUCUCGUGAUCGUGGACAUGCCCGACACGCUGCUCGUCACCACGCGCGCGCGGUCGCAGGAGGUCAAGCGGCUCGUCAAGAAGACGCGUGAUGCGGGCUGGAAGCAGCUGCUCUAACCUUGAAUCCCGUCUCCUUCUAUGAUCCUUUGAUUCCGUGCCUUCUGAUUCGUUCAGUGAUACUGUGUCGGAUUUGGAUCUGGAAUAAUGGUUCUAACUCUCGCCUCAGUCGACUAAUCAAACAAUGACUUACGCUUACAUAGCCGCGUGCCUUCGCGCUUGUUAGUUAUUAUUUAUUGUCUCCCGCUUUUACCUCUGGUCUCUCGUUAUAUCCUCUUUUCUCCGCUGAUAUUCAUAUAUACCUAGUACCCUACCUAUGUGGGGGAGGGAUGCUCGGGCGCGGGGUGCUCUUAAUGGAUUUGAUAGUAGGGAGUCUGUAGUUGUAGAUAGCGGACGGUAGUGCACUGCGUUAUCUACGGCGCGUUGGUGAAUAAACUGUGCAAGUAAUAUGAUGAAAUAAAAG
Messenger RNA from Coniophora puteana RWD-64-598 SS2, 1957 nucleotides. Its product is annotated as mannose-1-phosphate guanylyltransferase. NCBI's taxonomy places the organism in Eukaryota, Fungi, Basidiomycota, Agaricomycetes, Boletales, Coniophoraceae. Gene Ontology annotation, molecular function: mannose-1-phosphate guanylyltransferase (GTP) activity. Gene Ontology annotation, biological process: GDP-mannose biosynthetic process. The record is from RefSeq and is a predicted model, not a curated record. Bases 61 to 1554 code for a protein of 497 amino acids. The transcript has 5 exons.